Toxorhynchites rutilus septentrionalis is the source of this 1220-nucleotide messenger RNA. Its product is annotated as CD63 antigen-like. NCBI's taxonomy places the organism in Eukaryota, Metazoa, Arthropoda, Insecta, Diptera, Culicidae. The transcript is spliced from 4 exons. The coding region runs from base 206 to 1060 and encodes 284 amino acids. The record is from RefSeq and is a predicted model, not a curated record. Gene Ontology annotation, cellular component: membrane.
AACGUUCGUCAACAUUCUGUAUUGCAUGGGCGUUGAUGGAAGUGCUAUUUUUCGCAAAGUCGCCAAAAUCGCGUUCAUAGUCAACCAUAUUUUGCAAAUUCAAUAGAUAAGUUGGCAUUUCAUUGUCAAGCUGAACGCCGUAGCUGUUUUUUCUAAGAAUAAAAGUUCUGCGGGGUAGUCAAUAGUUUGGAAAUAUCCAAACAAAAUGGCGUCCGAUAGAAAUAAUCUCAAUAUGGGAAUGAGAUGUGUGAAAUAUAUGAUUUUUGUUAUUAAUUUCAUGUUCUUGCUCACAGCCAUCCUCCUGGUUACGGUUGGAACAGCGAUCAGAACAAUUUUUGGCGAUUUCGAUACAUUCAUCGAUUCACACUUCUUCUCUCCAGCCCAUUUGCUGGUAGCUAUCGGGUUCAUAAUGAUGGUUGUCUCAAUAUUUGGAUGUAUCGGAGCAGUCAGAGAGAGCACAGCUAUGAUAAAUAUUUACGGUGUUCUUCUGGCUAUAGUAUUCAUUCUAGAAGUUGCGGCUGCAAUUUCGGCCUUUGCACUUCGCGGACAAGUUAGCGAAAUGGUUCGUCGUACUAUAAAUGUGGCGAUGUAUGACUAUACUACAGAUCCCUAUGCCCAACAGUCUAUGGAUUAUAUGCAAAGGGUGCUCGAAUGCUGUGGUAUAGACUCGUAUAUGGAUUGGGAGCACUUUUUGCUUAAUACCAGCAACAUCGAAGUACCUCAAUCAUGCUGUAUCGCGUCGACCCUGGAGGAAAGCUGCGUUCCUUAUUCAUAUGGUUGCUACCCUCGGCUAGGAUUUGUCAUUGCCCAAAGUGCCGCUUUGAUCGCUACAGGGGCAACUACGGUAGCCUUCGUGCAGAUCCUGGGAAGCAUUUGUGCUUUCAUGUUGGCCCGCACUAUCCGUCGUACAAAAUCUUUGAGGGAGACACGCCGUUGGCAGUUGCAGCAGAGUUUGGGUAUCAUGACUAAGCCGCAUGAUCCGAGCUACACUCAGAUGGAGAAUACCGAGAAGGAUGCUGACUCAAAAAUGUAUUCACCCAACAGUCCCAGUGUGAAUUAAAUGACUAGAUAGUGCAUAGAAGUCGGAAUGUUACUUAAUUGACAAAAAAAUGUUGUGUUUUCUAUAAUUGUGAUUCUUCUGCCAUAGUCAAAGCUGAUUGUACUGUGUUGUUUAUAACACGUGUAAAAAUAAAUCACUUUCGAGAUAUGAUUAUAUUCUA